Messenger RNA from Haliotis rubra (blacklip abalone), 6068 nucleotides. RefSeq lists its product as uncharacterized. The record is from RefSeq and is a predicted model, not a curated record. NCBI's taxonomy places the organism in Eukaryota, Metazoa, Mollusca, Gastropoda, Lepetellida, Haliotidae. Gene Ontology annotation, cellular component: extracellular region. Gene Ontology annotation, molecular function: chitin binding. The transcript is spliced from 19 exons. Bases 244 to 5571 code for a protein of 1775 amino acids.
GUCUUCGUAAUCGGAGGCAGAACUCCAUACCUGACAAGCCGGAUACAAAGAACUUUAAAGGCUUUGUUGCUCUGAACUAUGAAUACUCACCUGGAGAAGUUCAAACACUGAUCUGAAACUGGCAACAAAGGCUGUUAUUAACACGGUGCAGUGUUUGGUGUGAAACAGUACAACACAGAUUGUGAACUAGGCAUUAGCCAAAGCCACAGAGACUCUCAUUUCAGCUUGAACCUUUCGAGGAAUAUGUUAAAUAUGAAAUUCGGAAUAUGGAUAUUUCUGGUAUUUUUUGUUGCUGUCCGGUGCCAGAGAGAUCGUACCCGCGAGGUCGGUACCUAUGGUUCUGAUGUCGUCGAGGGAGUCGUCAGCGCACUGAGGGACGCGUGCAUUUUCCCUGAUGACAUGCUGUUUCUCAGGCGUCUUGCGUACGUCGAGUCCAAAGACGGCACCAGCAACGAAACAUACCGAAAGGGGUACGACGGGGGGAUAUGGCAGGUUGACGAAACAAUGUUCAAUGAAACUAAAACCAAGAUGGGGAAGUCUUUCUAUGCAACGGUUACUCAAAAGCUUGGCAUUGACUGGUCAAACGUGACCUGGUCUGACCUCCGCAAACCGCUUUAUUCCGGCCUUGCAGCUGCCAUGUACAUCCUGAGCAAGGGUGCACCCUGGCUGAUCCCCGCUGCCAUCGAUCAACAAGAACAGUACUGGAAAACACACUACAAAGUGAACGGACCCAACGGAACAUUCGUCCCCCUUUCUAAAGAACUGGAAUCUGGUUGCCAUGUGGACGAGCAAGUGGAUCUCCUCUUCGUGAUCGACACGACCCCAAACACCGUCUUUGACUCGGGCCACAUCACCACGUUCAUAAAGAAUUACAUCCAGUCUCUUCACAUUGACCAUGACCAUGCUCAGAUUGCUGUUGAGAGCUACGGCACUGACCCCAAAGUGGACAUCCCGUUAGGAUCCUAUUCGACUAAGCAGAGCCUAUUGAACGCCAUUGAUGCCUUGACCUUUACCCCAGGGACGUCUGAUCUUGCCAAGGCCUUGGAGGUGGCGUCGGGGGUUUUCAUGCCAAACAAAGGGGGUCGGAACAACGUUGCAAAGAUAAUCAUCCUGUUUUCUAGUACUCCGAUGCGCUUGACCAAUACGGGUGUCUUGGAAUCGAUCGCGCUGAAGAACCAGGGCGUGACAAUAUUCACUGUGGGGACUGGGCUGAACAGUAAAGCGCUGAGUCAGGUUGCCAGUGCGCCCUCCUGUGAUCACACCUACACCGUGGCGGAUUAUAGACGACUUGAGGCACUGCAUCCAUAUGUCGCACGUACUUCGUGUAGAGUAGCUGUUGGAUUACAACCAGGCGACUACAAGUACCCCUGUGGCUCGAAUGUGUUAGUUCGAGUACAAAGCAGUUCGGUUGGAGCCACCGUCAAGGUACACGUGACAAACGGAACGGCAGAGGUCUAUGGCAGCUACGUCAGCACACAACCAAGCAAAGAUGUGAACGAAAUCAACCACACGGUCACACCUGCACAGCCCACCUCCAUCUUCAUCCGGGAUCAGAGACCUUUGACCCUGGCAGUCAACACGGAACACCGCCAUCUUGUGUCAUGUUCUGGGGAUAUCGAGAUCACUGUGGAGCCCUCUGUUUCUAAGAGAACAGAAUGUCAGGCCAAGAAUCCUGAUAUUAUUCUCCUCCUGGAUUCCUCAAAGAACAAAUCAGAAAGUGACUUCAACAACAUGAAAGACUUCGCCUCAAGAUUCGCCAGUCAGUUCAAGAUCGGCUCAGCUGCAGCUCAGAUAGGCUUAGUGACGUACGCAGACAGAGCCUCCAACAGAUUCUGGCUGAACACCUUCACUACACAGGAGUCCCUCCAGCAUGCCAUCCGUAUCCAGGCCCUCUACGGAAACAAGUCCGAUCUAGCAGCGGCUCUGAAGUAUAUCAGGGAAGAAGCGUUGCAGCCAAUCAAUGGGAAAAGACAAGGUUCCAGUAAGGUACUUGUGAUCGUGACUGGAAGUCCGGCACAAGAUCCUGUGGAACUCCUGAGGCAGGCUCGGUUAAUCCAAGACGAAGGAGUGAGGGUCGUUGUGGUUGCGGUCGGGGAUGCGGCCAAAGAUCCUGUGAUUCAAGCGAUAGCGUCUGGUCUUGUGCAUCUCCUGAACGUGUCGGGGUACAGCAACUUGCCCGGGGCUGCGGGCAAGGCGGUGGUGGAGAGCUGUGGAGAUGUUCAACUCGUCUGUAUGGAAAACGGACUACAGAGGACCUGCCGUAUUGAGGAUUUGCUGUCGAGUCAGUUUGCGUCCUUAAUUGUCCCAGAACAUGGCGCUGUUCCCAACAGCCCCUGCAGUAUUCACCUACCAGUCCCCCUUCCCAUACAGAGGUUCCCUCAUCCUACCGACAAGGACAAGUUCAUCCUCUGUGACAACCACGGACAGAGCUACCUUGUUCUGUGUCCUCCGGGUGAAGUCUUCAAUGCUUUUACAACAGAGUGUGAACGGCCAACAUCUCCACGACCAAGCACCUCACCCAUCAUUCAACCCGUAACGCAUGCACCGUUCACGACGCCAGCAGCAUUACCGUCAAAGCCAGCCCCAACGGGAACAGCGUUGCCCUCUUCCUCCAACCCUUGCUCCGGGGAGACCAUUUCUCAAGGUCUGUUCUUCCACCCGUACGUCCCCGACCCCCACAAAUACAUCCAUUGCACCGGAAUGCCUGACGCUUCAAAACUGGAAUCAUGUCCAGCGAAGAAGAUAUGGCGACAAGCGACCACGCAGUGUGAAAACGAGUACAUCACUGACGAGGUGGGUCAAGCCGUCACGUCCCUGCCUAACCCUUGCAUGUUUGGCACCCCAGGGUUCUUCCCCCACCCGUUCGACAAGAACGCCUACAUCCAGUGUGAUGCCUGGGGGGAAGGCUUCCUCAAGAGGUGUCAGUCUGGCCUACAGUUUGCUCCAGGGCAAGACACGUGUGUGCGACCGCCGAGUACCUAUCUGCUGACGUCCACAGGCAGCUCAUUCCACAGAUAUUUCAACAUCUCGUUCCGGAGAUUUGUCCCUCUCGUUCAUCAGCCAAUGAUUGCAGUUGGAAAUGGAACAUGGCGGACAGCCGGCAAUGGGAUGAAACACAAGCCUUUUGCUGAUGAUGCCCAGCUCAUUGAUAGUUUUCGCCCAAGCAACAUAAGUCAAGCUUUGGAUCGCACAGCAGCAUGUACAUCGGAUAUUAAGGCUUGGAUGACUGGUAGGAAACUCAAACUUAAUGACGACAAGACCGAGGCUAUACUGAUAGGGUCUAAGCGUCAACUUCAGUCAGUGGAUGAGGCUUAUGUUAGUAUUGGACAAGCUGAAAUCUGCUUCUCGGACGAACUGAAGAGUCUUGGUGUCUAUUUAGACUCACAGCUCACCAUGGAGAAGCAGACAAGGUUACUGAAUCAGCUUAAAGGAAAGAUGGUUCGGUUAUUCAUCUCAAUCCUGCUACUGGGUUUGAUACAAGCCCUGACCCUGGAUCAGACUCUAGUUCCUGGGUCCUAUGGACCGGAGGUGGUCCAAGCUGUGGUGAACAGGGUCCGAGAGUCGUGUCUGUUCCCCGACGACAAGCUGUUCCUCAGACGCCUGGCCUUCGUAGCAUCAGAAGAUGGAAAAGACGCUAAGACCUACAGACCUGGGUAUGAUGGAGGAAUUUGGCAGAUCGACCAGGACAAGUUCAACAUGAUCAAGAACUCUGGCACCCUGUUCGCGGACGUCAACACCCAGUUUGCCAUCGACUGGAAUACAGUUCUGUGGUCAGAUCUCAGGAAGCCUCUGUACUCCGGCCUAGCUACUGCUCUCUAUCUGACCACCAUUACCGAACCCCUCCCACAGGGUGUGGAGAAGCAAGGCUCUUUCUAUGGGACAUACUUCUUUGUUGAUCCCCAUGCUGCAAACCUGUUUUACAAAGGCUCAAAAAGCUUUGAUAUUGUCUGUGCAAGAACCAACCUCGACCUUGCUUUCUUGGUGGACGCCUCGUCUAGUCAGUCUCCGGAGGAUUUCGAAAGUGCCAAAAAGUUCGCGCAUGAAGUGGUCGACAACUUUGUAAUCGGUACAGAUGAUGUUCGUGUCGCUUUCGUGACAUUCAGCACCGGCUUCAAAUCCCAGUUUGCCUUCAACCAAUACAACGACAAAGCUGCUCUCCAGAAAGCCAUUGAUGGCAUCGUUAUGAUCAAUGGGGAAACAGAUACCGAUGAAGCUCUGAACUAUGCUUCUGAACACCUCUUCACACCAGCCAUGGGUGCCAGAGACGGGUCGUCCAAAGUAAUAAUCCUGCUCACGGAUGGCCAGUCGAGUAACCCAACAAAAACCCUUUCUGCAGCUUUGGGUGCACGGAACAAAGGAAUCACUAUUUUCGCCAUUGGUGUUGGCGACGGCAUCGACAGCACAGAGCUGAGGAAUGUCGCCAACAAGCCCUACUGUACCCAUGUGAUAGAACUUAAGGGCUACUCAGACCUUGGUGCUCUCGUUACCCAAAUUCAACAGGUGUCCUGUUUAGCACCAGCUGUUCUGAAUCCGGGCACGUAUAAGUAUCCCUGCUCCAGCGGCGGCCUGUACCAGGUCUUUACCAACGAGUCCCUCGUGCAAGUAAUGAUUGAUGUUACUGAUGGUAUGGUGGAUAUCUAUGGAUCGCUGAAUAAUCCAACACCUAACAAAGCCGGUAGUGAUUUUUCCACUAAUUCAGUGAUAGGUGCAGCAUCCGUGGUUCUCAUCGACCAGGAAGCCAAGCCCCUGUACCUCAACAUCACACCUACUGGGCCACCUACUGGCUGCACCGGCAACUACACCAUCAAGAUCGGCAACGUUGAGAGAGUCAAUCCAAAUGUUAACGUUACAUGCGUCGAACGUGAUGUCGUCACAGCCUGCUCUAUCGCAAACAUAUACGAGCAUCUCUACCAUUAUCAACAUGCCCCUUACAGCUUCAUAAAUCCCUGUGCAUUUGGACGACCUAGCUACAUGAUCCACCCAUUUGACCAAACCAAGUUCCUCAUCUGUGGUCCAACCGGAAUCGUCUAUGUGUUCCAAUGCGACCCCCAUUACGUAUACGACCCAAGCACCAUGGACUGCAUCCCCGGAGAACCGAGCACCCAGAUCCCCACGACGACGCCAACAACAACCAUCCCCACCGUCACCCCCAGGCCCACUUCCGGUGUGACAGACGCUCCAGGCCUCAGCCCUUGCAGCGCAGCUACGAAGGGUCAGUUCUUCCCCUACCCUCCCAACCCCGCUAAAUACAUAGACUGUUCCAACUGGCCUCAUUACGGAUACAUCAAGGACUGUGACAAGGGUACGUACUGGGACCAGAAGGACCUCACCUGUACUUACAAAGAUGUCGUGAUUGAUCCUACCACCAACACGUUCGACAAGAAUGUUCCUAACCCCUGCCACAACCCCAUGAAGCAAGGAGAUCUGUUCUACUACCCCCACCCUACAAACAAGCAUAUGUUCAUCCACUGUGAUCAAUAUGGCGACGCCUUUGAGAAGCACUGUCAAAACACGCAGAUAUGGCGCCAGGACUUACUUCAGUGCGUGCCAGAAGGGCUCAUUGUUGGCUAGCUUCUCUCUUCACUUUUAAACCAUGAAUAAAAAUAUUUGUCUUCAGAAACGUAUUUCGUAAUGCCCACGUGAAUUUUCUUUCAUUCUUUUCGCAGUUCGCAGAAUUACGAACAUUUAUUAAAAUUUACACAAGGGAAGACAACUCUUCUGUUAGAAUCCGGGCAAUAUUGGGAUUAUAUUUUAUCCGGACGAUUUCCUGGAAAAACACAAUAAAAAUAUCUCAGGCCCAGAAAAACAGACAUCGUCCACACAGCAUGUGUCGAAUGAGCCUCACACUGAUGCAUUUGAAAGGUUCUGCGCCUUUGUGCUCUCUGAAAGUAGUUCUGAAUUCAGGAAUGAAAGAAACUAGCUGGCGUAAGAUUCUUUGACUGUUCAUAGUUUUAACCCAUGUCAACUUUGGUUCACUUUCUUGUUGACCAGAUACAAGUUUGUGUAUGUCAUUUAACAUGUGAUGAAGAUGUGUAAACCUGACCAUGUAAUAAACUCUUUCCUUUGAA